UGACAUCAGCAGUACCUUUUGAAGGGACCGACACCGCUGUUCCUGUAACUGUCUGCCGGUUUGAGAGCAAAGAGAGGCACAAAGAUGGAGGUAACUCACGCGGUGCACGCUUUCGUCAAGACCCUGCUGCUCCUGCUGCUGUGGUCGCAAUGUGAGGGCAGAGAGUCGGAGCUCAGCCACGUGACCUGCGGCUCACUGCUCAAACUGCUCAACACCAGACACAACGUCCGCCUGCACUCCCACGACGUCAAGUACGGCUCAGGCAGUGGGCAGCAGUCUGUAACUGGAGUUGAAAACGCAGAUGACGCCAACAGUUACUGGCAGAUACGUGGGAAGCCCAACCGCCCGUGUCAGCGUGGGGCAGCCAUCAAGUGUGGUCAGGCCAUCCGCAUCACACACAUGAAGACCAGUCGAAACCUCCACACGCACAGCUUCAUUUCCCCCCUGUCCAAUAACCAGGAGGUCAGCGCCUUCGGAGAGAACGGCGAGGGGGACGACCUGGACACGUGGACGGUGCAAUGUGAUGGCGAUCACUGGGAGCGCGAUGAGGCGGUGCGCUUCAAACACGUGGGCACCGACGUCUUCCUGAGCGUGACUGGCGAGCAGUACGGCCACCCCAUCCGUGGCCAGCGUGAGGUGCACGGCAUGAGCUCUCCAAACCAGCACAACUGGUGGCGCUCCAUGGAGGGCGUCUUCAUCCAGCCCAGCCAGGUGCCGCUGCGCCACGAUGAGCUCUGACACUGUCACUAGGAGAUGUGAAUCCCUGUUCAUGUGGCUUCAAGCUCUCUUGGACCAAACAUGUGUGAAUGAUGCAGAAUCUUGGACUGGCUCUUCUCAGUACAUGUGAAACACUCAGGGUGGUCUGACGCAUAAAGAUUAAGAUCAAUGGCUGUCAUGUGGUCUUUAUAUACAUUUUCUCUUUAGAGAGUUUCAUAAAGGAGAACAAAUUUAAUUUGUAGUUUCCCCGUUGAAAGAUUGAUAGUUUUUUUUCAAUUGACAGAACAUUUUACAAUAUUUAGUAAUUGGAAAUGUCAGUCAUCAAACGAAGCACCAAACUUUUUUUCAUCUCUUUGUUUUGAUGGCAUUGCAAAUUAAAUGUCUUUCAAGUUUUGAUUGUUGGUUGGACAAAAAGAA
Cyclopterus lumpus (lumpfish) is the source of this 1134-nucleotide messenger RNA. RefSeq names its product stromal cell-derived factor 2-like 1 (gene sdf2l1). The transcript is spliced from 3 exons. The record is from RefSeq and is a predicted model, not a curated record. The coding region runs from base 85 to 738 and encodes 217 amino acids. Lineage: Eukaryota; Metazoa; Chordata; Actinopteri; Perciformes; Cyclopteridae.